Molecule: messenger RNA, 462 nt
Organism: Balaenoptera acutorostrata (minke whale)
Lineage: Eukaryota; Metazoa; Chordata; Mammalia; Artiodactyla; Balaenopteridae
Gene: PLCXD1
Product: phosphatidylinositol specific phospholipase C X domain containing 1
Biological process (GO): lipid metabolic process
Molecular function (GO): phosphoric diester hydrolase activity
Source: RefSeq, a predicted model, not a curated record
AUGUGGGAAGAGGACACGGAGCAGCUCGUGUACGUGGACGUCCACACCAGGAAUGAGGUGCCGCCGCUGCACCAGCUGUGGUGGGGCCAGCAGGUCGUCCUGUCCUACGAGGAUGAGGCGUCCGAGAGCCGGCACGCGCAGCUGUGGCCUGGGGUCCCCUACUGGUGGGGGAAGCAGGUGAAGCCCCAGGACCUCGUCCACCACCUGGAGCGCAUGAAGAGCUGCAGCUGCCCAGGCAGGCUGCCCGCGGCCGGAAGCAACCCGACGGAGAGCCUGGAGUAGGUCCCCGCGCACCCGUCCGCGCCCCUGGAGACGAUGAGGCUGCCCGGGCUGCCGAACCUGGGCACCUGGGUGCGGGCACAGCGCCCGCGGCCGGGCACGCCCUGCACCGACAUCACGGCGGGCGACUUCCUCGGGGCCGACGCCUUCGUCCGGACGGAACGCACAGCUGCUCGGGGCUGA